UUAUGAUCAGCUGUUUGGUAGACUUGAAGUUCAAGGUUCAAUCAGCUGGGAUAAUCAUUCCUGUCGUCUGCUGGCUGUCAGCUGUCUCAGUCAAGAUGAGGCGGUGUUGUGUUCAGGUAGCCGUGGUGUUUGUUUUGUGUUUGAUGACACUAUCUCUGGGAUCCUCUUUACCCCCGGACCCCGCCGUGGUCAGGACAGCUCUAGGUAACUUGAGAGGCAAUAGCUUGGUUACCUACACUGGCACAUCCUUCUUUGCCUUUAGAGGAGUAAGGUAUGCAGAGGAGCCUACAGGAGAUUACAGAUUUAAGCCGCCAGUCCCGGUGAAGCCGUGGGGGUCUCAGGUCCGAGACGCAAUGGAGGAUGGACCCGUGUGUCCACAGCCCUACGCUUCACAGAUAGGACCCAAGUGGUCAGAGGAUUGUCUUUUCCUCAAUAUUUACAGCAAAAAGCUAUCUAAUAAUGCCAAGCAGCCAGUGAUGGUGUUCCUCCACCCUGGUGGUUAUGCUGCUGUCACAGGGAGCAGCUACUGGGAUGGUCCACAAUAUCUGCUCGAAAAGGACAUUGUACUAGUCACUAUCAACUACCGCCUUGGAGCUCUAGGGUUUUUGAGCACUCAAGACACCAUUUUGCCAGGGAACUACGGUAUGAAGGACCAAGUGGAAGCUUUCAAAUGGGUCCAACAGAACAUAUUGGCAUUCGGAGGUGAUCCUGACAAUGUGACUAUCUUCGGGUACAGUGCAGGUGGAGCCAGUGUCACUCUUCACAUGGUGUCCCCGUUGUCUAGAGGCUUGUUCCAUAGAGCCAUAGCUAUGAGUGGAUCUUUCACAUCAGGCUGGGCGUUAAAUCGAGAUCCUAAAUCACUGGCCUCUCGACUCGCUCGACAUCUGGGGUGUUCAUCCUCUGACUCCAGACUCAUCUAUGCUUGUCUCAUGUCUCACUCUGCUGAGCAGAUAGUCAAUGCUACCAGUCUUAUAAAGGAUUUUGCAUUUGAGCCAAUAGCCUUGUUUGCUCCUGUGAUUGAAGUAGCUACAGAUUCCAACCCAUUUCUACAAGAAGACCCUCUAAUUCUCAUCCGAGAUGGUCGUUUUGCUCAAGUUCCCUUUGUCACUGGAAUUACUAGAGACGAGUUUGCUGCAAGAGGAUAUUAUGUACUACAAAAUAAGAGCCUUACAGAAGAGUUUAAUAACAAAUUUGAAAAAUUUGCCCCAAUAGAAUUUAUGUAUGAAAGGGAAGGUGAACGUUCAAGUAACAUAAGCGCAGAGAUAAAAAGAUUUUAUCUUGGUGAUCAGAAAAUAAGCAAUAAGUCAAAAACGCAAUUUAUGCAGAUUUACACUGAUUCAUUGAUAACAUUUUCUGUUGUUCAAACUGCUCGGUUAUUUGCUGCAAAAAGCUCAUCAAGUGUGUAUUUAUAUUUAUUCGACUAUCAAGGAAAAUACAGCCACAAUUAUGUUCCUGGCACAAAAACCCCUCUAGGUAUAGCCCACCAUGAUGAUCUCAUCUACUUGUUUUAUAUUUCCAAACUGUUCCCGGAGUUUAACUCUUCAGAUCCAGAUGCAUCAAUGGUACGAAUCUUGACUUCAACAUGGACAACCUUUGCAGCUACAGGAAUCCCAGGUAACCCAUGCAAGUCAACCACGUGGGAGCCACUGAGACGAGGGGAUGACAAGUUUCUGAUGAUCAACAGAUGUUACCGCAUGGUUCAGGGAGUCCCCUUCCCUCGUAGGAUGGCUCUUUGGAACUCCCUAUUUCCACUGUCUGGACCAAGACAACAAUAUUACUAGACUGUGACAGUCCCUUGGGCUCCACCCCAGUGGCUUGUAAAGUUCCCAUGUUAUCCUUAUGAAGAAAAUAAUUGUUUACAUUAUGAUCAUGUGGAUAAUUUAAUUUCUGUUAAUAUUUUAGUUGUAAUUUAAGGAAACGUGUGCUACAAAGAAUAUCUGUAUUAUUAAUUCUGUAAGCAUAUUUUUUUUUAUCAAAAUUGUGAUAGUUUACCAGGAUGAUGGGGAGGG
Macrosteles quadrilineatus (aster leafhopper) is the source of this 2009-nucleotide messenger RNA. RefSeq names its product juvenile hormone esterase-like. The transcript has 10 exons. The record is from RefSeq and is a predicted model, not a curated record. NCBI's taxonomy places the organism in Eukaryota, Metazoa, Arthropoda, Insecta, Hemiptera, Cicadellidae. Bases 3 to 1781 code for a protein of 592 amino acids.